Hordeum vulgare subsp. vulgare (domesticated barley) is the source of this 1040-nucleotide messenger RNA. RefSeq lists its product as uncharacterized. The transcript is spliced from 2 exons. The record is from RefSeq and is a predicted model, not a curated record. Bases 64 to 639 code for a protein of 191 amino acids. NCBI's taxonomy places the organism in Eukaryota, Viridiplantae, Streptophyta, Magnoliopsida, Poales, Poaceae.
UUCGAUCCACCGCUCUCCCAUGCCCCUCGGCCUCUCCUCCCCACUCCUCUUCCAGAUCCGGCGAUGGCAGGCGCGGGGCGUGGAGAUGGGGGGAGACGCGGGCGCCAUGCAGGUUCGAUGACUGCGUCGUCGGCAUCCUUGGCGCCGUCGCAACGGCCGUUGGUGGAGCUGCACUCCCAGGAGGCAAGGAGGGAGAUGCUGCGAGUGGUUCGGGGGCUCUUCCCCAACGGCGACGAGUGGCCGGAGCGCAUGUUGGAGAUACUCCGCUCGGCCACAAUCGAGGAGCGGAACCGAUUUGUCGGGGACGAGGGAGGGAUGGACUACGAGGUGAUAUACUGGGUGUGUCAGGAGGCGGAGAUGGCGGAUCCAGCGCAAGCGGCGAGGUGGCAAAGAUUCAGGUCGCCGAGCCCGUCUCUGCUUCGCAUCCGGCCACCGCGGGUGAUGGAGAUGCCGGGGGCCCCCCUCGGAGUCGUAGGGGAGCAAUUCACCGCACCACUCGUGAAGGCGCGGGACCCUGGCAGACACCGCCAAGCUCGGGGGCGUCGAGCGGAGAAGGGGCUGCCUCGCAGCUUGGAACCGCCGACAUGGCCAGGGGACCGAGGCUUGGUUCCUCCUCAUCUCAAUCGGGGGCGCAAAUAGAAAAGUUUGGAUUGCAACAUUGUCAAGUUAAGAGGGAUUUUGCUUCGCUGGGAAGUUCUUUGUGGCGCUCUCAGCAAACCGAGCUGAAGCAAUUCAUUCGACUGCUGGACAAGCGUCGGGGGGAGAUCCUGAGGAUUGCUUGGCGAUGAUCUGAAGACCCUUUAUCCUUAGUUUCUUUCUUCCUUGGUAGCUUAUCUUUGGCUUGUAAUAAGUAGACUACAUUGCACCUCCCAAGACAGCUUCCUUGUGGGGUUCUGCCUAUGUUUCUCUUCGGUUGCUUUGUUAAACUGCUAUGUAGCUGUUUCGUGGGCUUUUCUGCUCCAUUUAUAAAAGUGGGGUAGGGGGAACCCCUUUCGUUCAAAAAAAAUGGUAAGGAAAUUUUGUAAAACCAAAAAAGGAAC